Molecule: messenger RNA, 831 nt
Organism: Vicia villosa (hairy vetch)
Lineage: Eukaryota; Viridiplantae; Streptophyta; Magnoliopsida; Fabales; Fabaceae
Product: transcription factor bHLH139-like
Exons: 5
Coding region: 1-831 (276 amino acids)
Biological process (GO): regulation of transcription by RNA polymerase II
Cellular component (GO): nucleus
Molecular function (GO): DNA-binding transcription factor activity, RNA polymerase II-specific; RNA polymerase II cis-regulatory region sequence-specific DNA binding; protein dimerization activity
Source: RefSeq, a predicted model, not a curated record
AUGGAACCUACCCAAUUGAUUUCUCAAGAGUGGGAUUCUCUAAGUGGACAGUACACAGCUGAAGAAGCUGAUUUCAUGACUCACUUCCUUGGUGGUAACUAUUCAUGUUUUCCUUCUAAUGUUGCAAAUGCUAAUGCUAAUUUUAUGUAUUUCUCUCAAGGGAUUAGCUCAAAGACUGAUUAUAGUGAUGACAUAUUUCCUACCAUUACAGCAAGUAAUGGACCAUACCUAUGUAAUCCGGCAACAGACAUUGAUUCACUAUCCAUGUUUUUUAGUCCACAAUAUUUGGAUGAUAACUUAAUCAAACAGAUAAACUAUGAAGGCAUUGAUCAUGAAAGGUUAUGUUUAGAGUCAGCUUCACAAGCGGAUCGAACUAUAAACAUGGAGAACCCUGCUAAAAGAUUUAGGAGCUCAAUAGAGGUUUCAGAAAACACGAGAAAUGGCUCCAACUACUGUUUUUCACAUAACUCAAAUGCUUUUUUGGUGCUAAAUGGAGGAACAUCUCCAAGUCUAAACCCAAAAGAAAACGAAGUGACGAAUUUAGGUAGAAAAUCAAGAGCAAGAAAUGGUCAUGCUACUGAUUCUCAGAGCAUUUAUGCAAGAAGGAGAAGAGAAAGAAUAAAUGAAAGGUUGAGAAUCUUGCAGACCCUUGUCCCAAAUGGAACUAAGGUGGACAUUAGUACCAUGCUUGAAGAAGCUGUUCAAUAUGUCAAGUUUUUGCAGCUUCAAAUUAAGGUUCUAAGCUCUGAGGAUAUGUGGAUGUAUGCUCCAUUAGCUUACAAUGGAAUCAACAUUGGAUUAGACCUCACUUUUUCUUCUCCAACAAAUUAA